Messenger RNA from Sander lucioperca (pikeperch), 1392 nucleotides. RefSeq names its product mitochondrial carrier homolog 1. Gene Ontology annotation, cellular component: membrane; mitochondrion. The transcript is spliced from 12 exons. The record is from RefSeq and is a predicted model, not a curated record. Bases 197 to 1195 code for a protein of 332 amino acids. NCBI's taxonomy places the organism in Eukaryota, Metazoa, Chordata, Actinopteri, Perciformes, Percidae. Gene Ontology annotation, biological process: positive regulation of apoptotic process.
CAGAACAACAAUCAUAAUAAAACCUGAAUAAAUGUCUUAUAACUGAGUAUGAUUUAUUACAGCUGUAUUUCUUUCGCUACAACAGGUUCACACCGAAAAUGACCUCUGAAACAGAGAAUAUUAUUUUGAAAAUUCAUAGCGGAAAUAGUUUUUGUAGCUGUCUUUCUUACAGUUACUGGGGAUCCAAACUUUAAAGAUGGAAUCGCCAGAAAACAUCUCCGGUCAGGAAGUCGGUGUUGAGCAGGAUGCUACACCGACUCUCGUGGAUGUGGACACCGCGUUGUUGCUGCUGGGAGCGGGAGUAACAGCCAUCACACACCCGCUGUUAUAUGUGAAGCUGCUAAUACAGGUGGGACAUGAACCUCUUCCCCCAACUGUGGGCACAACUAUGUUUGGACGAAGAGUCUUGUACCUGCCUGGCUUCUUCUCCUACGCACAUCACAUUGUGAAAGUAGAUGGAAAGAGAGGACUCUUCCGCGGCCUCUCGCCCCGUAUCGUGUCCAGCGCCAUCUCCACUGUGGUCAGGAGCAAAGUGAAACAGCAGGUGGAGCUUCUAUCCAAGAGAGAUGAGCUGCAGACAUCACUUAGGAAAGUGGUGAAGGAGACCUCACAUGAGAUGAUCAUCCAGUGCCUGUCCAGAGUAGCCACUCAUCCUUUUCAUGUUAUGUCAGUGCGGUGUAUGGCCCAGUUUGUUGGCAGAGAGGUGAAGUAUGGUGGGAUAUUCAGUUGUAUUGUCAAGAUUUUUAAGGAGGAAGGAGUUGCUGGAUUCUAUGUCGGGCUCAUACCCCACGUGGCGGGAGAAGUCCUCUUCCUGUGGUUUUGUAACCUCCUGGCUCACUUUAUUAACACCUACGCUGUAGACGAAAGUGUAAGUCCUUCACCUUUAUGGAUGCUAGAAGAGAGAGUGUACGAAAGACAACAAGCUAUGUUCACUCAGGCCUCAGCGAUACGAAGCUACACUAAGUUUGUGAUGGGUAUUGCAGUGAGUGCUCUGACAUAUCCAUUCAUGCUGGUGGCCGAUAUUAUGGCAGUCAACAACUGUGGCUUGGCUGCAGGUCUUCCUCCUCACUCUCCCAUCUUCAAGUCCUGGCUGCAAUGCUGGAAUCACCUGAGCCACAAGGAUCAGCUCUUCAGAGGAUCCAGCUUCUUUUUCCGCCGGGUGCCCGUCACCUCCCGGCCCUCCACCGAGGGAUAACAUCAUCAUCGUUACAUCAUCAUCAUCAUUACAUCAUCGACUGCUGGGAUGUUCUUCCUCUGUCUGCUCACCAACAUUCCCCCCCCCCGGCCCAGAAGUGGAAAGAGUACAAAAAUAUUCCACUUAAGUAAAAGUACUUAUACUUGGAUGAACUUUAACUUAAAGCUAUAGUGCGUAGUUUCUGUUGCCCCCCACCC